This is a messenger RNA of Candidula unifasciata, 1182 nucleotides long. The record is from the annotation of a GenBank genome assembly. NCBI's taxonomy places the organism in Eukaryota, Metazoa, Mollusca, Gastropoda, Stylommatophora, Geomitridae.
GGUGGUAUGAAAGCCGUGUUGUGGACUGACAGCUUUCAGGUUAUAAUGAUGGUCAUCAGUCUCCUGGCUAUCCUGAUACAAGCAGCGAUCAUUGUCGGAGGAUGGGGCUACGCCUGGGAAUCUGCUGCUAGAACUAACAGAAUUUGGUUCACUGAUUUCAGUGUUGACCCUUCAGUAAGACACAGUGUGUGGUCACUUACAAUUGGGGCAUAUUUCACCUGGGUGGCCAUUUUUGGGACGAAUCAGGCUAUGGUGCAAAGAGCAGUCACGUGUCCAACACUAAAGAAAGCCCAAAUUGCAAUGUGGCUCAACUUUCCAGGGCUGUGCAUUAUUUUGUACUUAAGUUGCUUCAUCGGUAUAUUCAUGGCAUCAUUUUAUGAGAAGUGUGAUCCAAUAACGACGAAAUUUGUGUCCAAUUCAAAUGAGAUCUUACCAAUGUUUGUCAUGGAUAUUUUAGGCCACGUCGUUGGCUUACCUGGCCUGUUUGUUGCCGGCUUGUUCAGUGGUGCUCUCAGCACUAUCUCAUCAGGACUGAACUCCAUAUCGGCUUGUGUGCUGGAAGACAUCUGUCGGGCUUACUUUAAGUCCUAUUUCAGAGAAAGCAGAGCCAGGCUACUGUCUCAAUUACUUGCUCUUGGAUUUGGAAUUAUUUGUCUGGCCAUGACUUAUGUGGCAUCUUUGCUUGGAAAUAUUCUACAGGCAGCUCUGUCACUGUUUGGUAUGAUUGGUGGACCCCUGCUCGGCGUGUUCACACUAGGGAUGUUUUUCCCCUGGGCAAACAAAUGGGGUGCCUACAGUGGACUGUUUGGUAGCCUGAUACUCAUGUUCUGGAUCGGUGUAGGGGCGGCCAUUGUGCAACCCCCUUUGGAAAAAGCUAUUGUGUCUGUAGAGUACUGCAACUACACAGCCUUCAACGCCUCUCUUCUUAUAAAACCAGCAGUAUCCAAUGUUACUGUUGUCAGAGACGCUGUGUACCCCUUGUAUACGCUGUCUUACAUGUGGUACAGUGCAACAGCUGUGGCAGCGUGCGUUGUCAUUGGUCUUAUUGUCAGCUUCAUCACAGGUGCUACUAAACCGACAGAGCUUGAUGCCAGAGUAAUUUGUCCCAUAUUUGAUAUUCUCUUUCCGUUCUUGCCUGAAUCGAUAAGAAAACCUCUGCGUUUUGGAGUUGUUCAUGAAGGG